This is a messenger RNA of Staurois parvus, 618 nucleotides long. The record is from the annotation of a GenBank genome assembly. Lineage: Eukaryota; Metazoa; Chordata; Amphibia; Anura; Ranidae.
CGCGGGCACUGGGUCAGACAUUGGAUCGUCUGGCUGGACAGCGGGCACUGGGUCACCAGGCAUCAGGUCAUUUGGCUUGACAGCGGGCACCGCGUCAUCUGGCAAGGCAGUGGGCUCCGAGUCAACAGGCACGACAGUGAGCACCGGGUCAUCAGGUACCGGAUUGUCUGGCUCGACAGCGGGCACCGCGUCAUCUGGCAAGGCAGUGGGCUCCGAGUCAACUGGUAUGACCGCGGGCACUGGGUCAGACAUUGGAUCGUCUGGCUGGACAGCGGGCACUGGGUCACCAGGCAUCAGGUCAUUUGGCUUGACAGCGGGCACCGCGUCAUCUGGCAAGGCAGUGGGCUCCGAGUCAACAGGCACGACAGUGAGCACCGGGUCAUCAGGUACCGGAUUGUCUGGCUCGACAGCGGGCAUCGGGUCACCAGGCAUCAGGUCAUUUGGCUCUCGACAGCGGGCACCGGAUCAGGUACCGGAUCAUCUGGAUCAACAGCGGGCAUCGAGUCAACUGGCCUAAUAGGAUCGUCAGGCUGGAUCAGUUCAUCAUGCUGGGUAGAGGCAUCAGGCCGAGUAGAGGCUUCAGGCCGAGUAGAGGCUUCAGGCCGAGUAGAGGCUUCA